ACAACGACCCAUCAAAAUGCUGGAAACUUUUUAAGGCUAGUGGGGCCGAGCAAUUCAAACAACUGAAGCAAAUAAUCCAAGUCGAACUUAACAUUGUUAAGAAUCCCAACUGGCCGGAGGCAAACCAGUUGGCUAUUUACAAGCGUGGCCGCUGGAUUUGAACUCGGGGCUACUGUGAAUCAAAUCAAGGUAGUGGUUAGAGCGGAACUCGAACCCGUGACUGCUGAAUUGCGAGUCCGACGCGCUGACCUUUCACUGAGUUUAGUUUACAUGGAACAGUCAGAAUAUGGAAAAACACAUAAGUGUAACUCAAACACAUGAUUCUUUGCUUCUUCUCAGUUUUGCAGGAUUUGAUGUUAUGACACUAGCCAAUAAUCACUUGAACGACUUUGGUUCAGAAGGAGUCAACUUUACUGUUGACGUUCUUAAAAAGACGAGAGUGAAAUAUUUUGGCGUCACUUAUGGCAAAUAUGACUCUUCUCAGGAACCUUUGAUACUGGAACGACGCGGAAUAAAGAUAGGGUUUCUUGGUUACUGUGAUUCCAUAACCGCGGCCAUAGACAAAAACUGUACCGAAAUGAGAAUGUUGUUCAAUUCUGGUCCUGCUCUUUACCGAGAUGACAUCGCCACAAGAGACUUCAACAAGCUAAAACAGGCUAAGGUAGACAUCAUAGUCGUCUUUAUACACUAUGGUCAAGAACGCUGCUUAGGCCCGCGUCCCUACCAGCAUCGUAUUAACAAACACCUGAUGUCACUUGGUGCACACGUCAUCAUUGGAUCACAUCCUCACGUGCUACAACCACACUGUGUUACUGAAGACAACAAGGUGAUAGCACACAGUCUGGGGAAUUUCUUGUUUUACCCAAACCGUCCUAUCGGUGGCGGCAAUCCGGAAGUUUAUGGACGUUUGGGUAACAAACCUGAUAAACUCUUGAUAGAAUCCUACGAACACUUUGUACUUGAAAGCCCUGAGAAUUUAAAAGCGUCCCGUAUGCUGAAAGUUACCAUCUCAAGGAGUGGCAUUGUGGGAGCAAAAUAUCUGCCCCUGAAAGUCGCAUUUGAUCCGAAAACCAAGCGAAUUCAUCCUGAACCGAAAAAGAAAGCAAAAUGGAUUCUCGUCUGCGGAGUUGAAGAUAAGCAAUGCCAACCAUGUCAUAAGAGUUGAAAGGAGAUAAAGAAAACCACAACGCCUGCCGUCUUUUUACAAGUUAUUUUCUAUUUCAAUUUAAUUACUGCAAGAGCCCUAAAU
Orbicella faveolata is the source of this 1249-nucleotide messenger RNA. RefSeq lists its product as uncharacterized. NCBI's taxonomy places the organism in Eukaryota, Metazoa, Cnidaria, Anthozoa, Scleractinia, Merulinidae. The record is from RefSeq and is a predicted model, not a curated record.